Molecule: messenger RNA, 2594 nt
Organism: Oreochromis niloticus (Nile tilapia)
Lineage: Eukaryota; Metazoa; Chordata; Actinopteri; Cichliformes; Cichlidae
Gene: dguok
Product: deoxyguanosine kinase
Exons: 6
Coding region: 367-1278 (303 amino acids)
Cellular component (GO): mitochondrion; cytoplasm
Molecular function (GO): deoxyguanosine kinase activity
Source: RefSeq, a predicted model, not a curated record
AUUGCGAAAGUACACAACGUGAGCCGGAAGUGGUUUUCGUUGCUAACGCUACUGUUUGUAGCAUGUGUAAAAUAGGUACAUGUGUUUUGAGCCGGUAAUAGUCGUUUUUGUUUUUUUCCUGACCCGAAUUAAACGGACGUUGACCAUUAAUUCAACAUUAUAGCGGUGUUAGCAUCCACACCGCUAUAACAUUAGCUCUUCUUUGGUUACUGAUGAACGCUCCUCGAGCUUACCUCACGUGGGGCAUCCAGCUAACGUCUGUCUUAACUUGAUGCAAACUUUCAUAACAGGUUCUGUAACUCAUUUACCCACCGAAUGACCUGCGGGUAAAUGUGAUUUUCCGGUAUAGUUUUACUACCUGUCGGGAUGUCUGCGCCUUGUCGGUACGCUCUGUUCAGCAUAUAUAAUCAGCGAGCAGGUUUCACACAGGUCAGAAGAUUUACAUGCAUCCAGUGGAAGAGCUCUGACUCCCUGAUGAGAGGUGGACACACAGCCGUACUGAAAGCUAUGGCAAAUAAGAGAGGAAACCUCACUUUAUUUUCUUCGAGGUGCCUGUCAGGUUCAGCUGCGGAUGCAAAAGCUCGAGUGAGGAGAGUUUCUAUCGAGGGCAACAUCGCUGUUGGAAAAUCGACCUUUGCGAGACUCCUACAGUCAGUUUGUGCAGACUGGGAGGUGGUGGCAGAACCUGUCAGCAAGUGGCAGAACAUUGAGAGUGAGACCUCAAAGGGCCAAGGUGUGCCCCCACAGACCACAGUCAGCAACCUGCUGCAGAUGAUGUACCAGGACCCUCAGCGCUGGUCAUACACGUUCCAGACGUAUUCCUGCAUGAGCCGGCUCAGAACACAGCUGCAGCCUCCACCUGCACGCCUCCUCCAGUCAAAGGGAACACCUGUCCAGGUUUAUGAGCGUUCAGUCUACAGCGAUAGAUAUAUCUUUGCUCUGAACAUGUUUGAGCUGGGAUGUAUCAACACUACAGAAUGGGCCGUCUACCAGGACUGGCAUUCCCUCUUGGUGGAGCAGUUUGGACACCAGGUGGAGCUAGAGGGCAUAAUUUACCUCAGCGCCCCACCAGAGAAAUGCAUGGAGCGCCUGCAGCGUCGGGGAAGAGCAGAAGAGGAGGGCGUGAAGCUGGAUUAUCUGGAUAAGUUGCACUCUCAACAUGAGAGGUGGCUGGUUGAGAAAACGACAGAGGGGUCUCAAGUAUUUGCGGAUUUCAGCUAUUCGCGGGCAGUUGUAGUCCCUAACCCCUGCAAAUACCGGGGGUCAACUGUACAGUGAAGAAGGACCUGGGGCUUGGUGACAUAACUUAAGGUUUAACCCCAGAUUUUCUGGAUUAUGUGAUUUAUUGCCAUCGUAAUUUAUGCCGCACGCCUAACCAGAGGGGUGUACUACGAAAGAAGUUCAACAAAGCCAGGCUGUUUCAGGCAUCAUGUGACUCCUCUUCCACACAGAAAGAUCCCUAUAAGUGGCACUUACUCCAAUCACGGAUGUUAUCAGAUGAUAUUCAUAAAAUAGUGUUACAAAAAUAACAGUAAAAUGCAACACUGUGACAAAUAAGACAAGACUUUAAUGCUGCAGAAAAUCGUUAAUCUCGUGAAUUAACACACAGAGUGGUAAGAAAAAUUUUUUUUAAUUUGAGUUAAUAGAUAUAUUUUAAUGCUGAGGGCACUCUUGUUUUUAAGGUGAUCAUUCAGUUUUUUUUUUAAAAAUAUAAUAAUAACACAGCAGUCGUCUUGAGGCACUUUGUAUUGUAAGGUAAAGACCCUACAACAAUAGAGAGAACACUUCAACAAUCAGACUAUGAGCAGGCAUUUGGUGACGGUGGCAAGGAAAACCUCCUUUUAACAGGAAGAAAUCUCUGGCACAACCAGGCUCAGGGAAGCACGGUCAUCUCCCACGAGAGGUGAGGGGAGAAAAAUGGAACAAAAGACACACAUUACAGCUCUGGAACAUUAAACUGGAUGCAUUUAGAUGUUGUUGUCCUACUGAGAGGAGGCAGAUUAAGGUGAAAUGAAUUUGGUUUAUUAAAUAAAUAUUCUUGGUGCAUGUUCUGCGUUCUAUUAGCUGCAAAAGUAAAUUAGAGUCAAGCGUAAAGACCUUUAUACAUUUUCUGCAUGACCAACAGAAUACUUGCAUCCAGUUACCAUGUGAUGCACAGUUAGCACAGUUAGCUCCAACUUGUUACUAAGGUAAAACAUGUUCCCCCAGCACUCUGCACUCAAAGCAUGCUGUAAAUAAACAAUUAAGUGAAAACAUGGCGCAUCCAGGUGAUUUUAAUGAGAAACUCUGAAUGUGGUAUGUGCUCAGUAUAGGUUAGCAUGGUGAUGGAGCCAGGUAAAAAGAGACUCGCCUUUGUGAUACUGAGAACUCUGACUUUAAGCUGGAGAUAGCCCGCUAUCCCGUUAGUCCCCCCCCCCUCCAUUAUGCUUAAAAGUAAAACAGAUAAACUACACAAAGUACUGAUAUCUAGCUGGUCUAAACUUUCUACUUUGAAACACAGUGGUGGCACAGUGCUUGUGUUCAGGUUCCUUGCAGCUGUUUGCUGUGAACAGCUGACGGUUCAGCAGUGUGUGGUCUGCUGUUAAUGUCAUAAA